Aspergillus heteromorphus CBS 117.55 is the source of this 2194-nucleotide messenger RNA. Its product is annotated as putative transcription initiation factor TFIID subunit. Gene Ontology annotation, cellular component: transcription factor TFIID complex. Gene Ontology annotation, biological process: transcription initiation at RNA polymerase II promoter. The coding region runs from base 43 to 2118 and encodes 691 amino acids. Gene Ontology annotation, molecular function: RNA polymerase II general transcription initiation factor activity; protein binding. The record is from RefSeq and is a predicted model, not a curated record. The transcript has 5 exons. Lineage: Eukaryota; Fungi; Ascomycota; Eurotiomycetes; Eurotiales; Aspergillaceae.
CCCGGUCCGCCUGCGCCCCCUCCGCCGCCUCCGGGGGGUCCAAUGUCGCAGCAGAAUCUCAACCAGAUAGUCAUUGAUUAUCUCGCCAAGAAAGGCUACAGUCGCACGGAGGCUAUGCUGCGUAUUGAGUCGGCGCAUCAAGAAAUCGAUGGCCGUCCUCCUAUGCCCCCUCUUGGCGAAGAUGCGCGUCCCAAGUAUAGGAUGGGCUUUGACUUACUCAAGGUCUGGGUCGAGGACAACUUGGAUCUAUACAAGCCUGAACUUAGACGUGUGCUCUGGCCACUCUUCGUCUACACCUUCAUCAACAUGAUCUCUUCUUUCAAACCUCAAGACGCGAAGCAGUUUUUCGACCUGAAUAAGAACCUCUUUCUUCCCGAACAUACCGAAGAUGUUCGCGCAUUGGAGCCGAUCGCUCUUCCAGAGCAUGUGCAAGCCAAUUCAACCGCCAAGCUCUAUCGUACCAACAAAUACCGCUUGGUUCUGAGCAACCCGGCCUUUUCCAAUCUCAUGCAAUUUCUGGAGAGUAAGCAGAAGGAAGGUGGCUCGGACAUGACUGCCAUCUUGAGCAGCUACUGCACUAUCAUCACCAAGGAGCGUACCGCCGACGACCGGUUCAGCUUUGCAGCCAUGCUGGGCCAAAGUGACGGCCAAACAUUUCCCAGCGAAGAUGAGGGCAUUCCCGGACAUCACCCUGGUUCUGCAUACACCGGAGAUAACCCGAACAUGGCGGGAACGCUGCCCAGGCUUAAGCUCGGAAAGCUUCCGCUGGAAGAAACACUCGAAACCGAUGUGAGAGGCGAGCUGGCCGAUGAAGAUGCCAAGAACCCUCCAGGCCUUGGACAAAACACUCUGAUCCAGGAAUUCGAUCAGAUGAUCAAGAAGGAGGAGGAGGACGAAGCGCCGACUCGCGCUGAUAUCCCUUACCCCCCAUCGACUGCUCGUGAUGUGGCCAUCGAGAUUCAGAGGGUCAAGGAAAACCGCGAUAGGUUCAGGAUUGAAGGCAGGACGGGUGGUGUCGGUCCCGCUGUGAGCGUCUGCAUGUUCACCUUCCACAACACGUAUGAUGGUAUCAAUUGCCUGGAUUUCUCAGAUGACCUCCUGCUCGUCGCAGCCGGUACACAGGAGUCAUAUAUUCGUGUCUGGAGCAUGGAUGGCAAGAAGAUCCAGUCAACCUACGAUGCCAUGGAUGAGACUCCGUCAAAUUCCCGCCGUUUGAUCGGACACUCCGGGCCGGUUUACGCAGUUGCAUUCGCUCCAUCAAUUACCCGCGCGGACAACGCCGUGGCGCCGACUAAUGCUCGUUGGUUGCUCUCGUCUUCCGCAGACAAGACCAUCCGCCUUUGGUCCUUGGACCUCUGGCAGUGCAUGGUCGUUUACAAGGGUCAUGACCAGCCCGUCUGGGAUCUCCAGUGGGGCCCAUACGGCCACUACUUUGCUACUGGCGGCCAUGAUAAGACAGCGCGCCUUUGGGUGACGGAUCAUAUCCGUCAACAGCGUAUCUUCGUUGGCCAUGACCAAGAUGUCGACUGCAUAUGCUUCCACCCGAACUCUGCCUACGUCUUCACCGGUAGCUCCGACCACACGGUCCGCAUGUGGGCGGUUACCACUGGUAACGCUGUCCGUAUGUUCACCGGGCAUACUGGAAACAUCACUGCCUUGUCGUGUAGCCGCGAUGGAAAACUCCUUGCAUCGGCAGAUGACCAAGGAUCGAUCCUGCUGUGGGACCUUGCACCUGGAAGACUUCUGAAGCGCAUGCGCGGCCAUGGCAAGGGCGGCAUCUGGUCCUUGAGCUGGAGCGUUGAAUCGACUGUGCUCGUGUCCGGCGGCGCCGACGGCACCGUCCGCGUGUGGGACGUCACCGGUCCGGCCCAGGACCCUUCGCAGGGACGUGUCGUCGGCGAGGGCGGCGCUGGCACCAAGGUCGAUGGCGGAAACCCGCCCGCAGCCAGCACUCAAGCUUCCGGCUCCGUGGGGCCGGGCCUAGGCAAGAAGAAGGGCAAAGAUGUGGUGGUGACGCCUGACCAGAUCAGCGCUUUUCCCACGAAGAAGAGUCCGGUCUACAAGGUGAAAUUUACGAAUAUGAACUUGAUCAUUGCUGGGGGCGCUUAUCUUCCCUGAGGGUGAUUUGUAUGCAACAUGGCGCCAGAUACCCGUUUCUCUCUUGUCUUUCCUUUUUUUUUUUUUUUUUUUUUUU